Cuscuta europaea is the source of this 531-nucleotide messenger RNA. NCBI's taxonomy places the organism in Eukaryota, Viridiplantae, Streptophyta, Magnoliopsida, Solanales, Convolvulaceae. The record is from the annotation of a GenBank genome assembly.
AUGAAAGUAGCUCAUCAAAAAUUGUAGUGCCGGCUGUGCCGUCAACUACAAUUCAAGAAAACUCAACAACAAAUGACGAAGAGCAUACAAUCAUACAAUCAGUCGCCGCUAAUGAGUUUGAUGCUUCCCAACUUCCAUCUGACCCUGGAUUGAGAAUACCGAUCUCAAGGUAUCAUCCAAAUAUUAGAGAUCAAGUUCGAAGAGCAUAUUUGCAGAAAGGCCCUUGUCAACCAUUUGAGCAUGACUUCCCAAUGAAGAUGGUUUCUGCAAAUAAAUCAAGAAGAUUUGUUCCGACUUGGUUUACUGAACAUGAAUGGUUGGAGUAUAGCAUAUCUAAAGAUGCUGCUUAUUGUUUGUAUUGUUACCUUUUCAAACCCAACAAAGGGAAACAAUCAGGAGGAGAUGUGUUUGUUUCAGAGGGAUUUAGCAGUUGGAAAGAUAAGGCCAAACUUAAUGUUCAUGUUGGAAAGCAUGAUAGUGAGCACAAUCAAGCUCGAAUGAGGUGUGAUGCAUUGAUGAACCAAGAUGCAC